This is a messenger RNA of Capronia epimyces CBS 606.96, 2826 nucleotides long. RefSeq lists its product as uncharacterized. The record is from RefSeq and is a predicted model, not a curated record. The transcript has a single exon. Lineage: Eukaryota; Fungi; Ascomycota; Eurotiomycetes; Chaetothyriales; Herpotrichiellaceae. The coding region runs from base 1 to 2826 and encodes 941 amino acids.
AUGUCGUCCCUAACCCCAAGUCAAGCCUCGUUGAGACUUAGCAGCGAGCUUUUGCAGCAUCCACCUCUUGACCUGGAGAUCAAGAAACAGCAUGAAAGGGCAGUUUGGAGUCUGAGGGCCGCGGCCGACAACCCAAGCGACGAGGCAACAGGCGUCACGCACGCCAUGGGAGUCUUGGCUGGCUAUUUCGAUACCCUGUCUCAUCAUUCGCACGUUUCUCUCCCUCAACUCAGCAACCUCCUGGCCGAGGCUACCCGGGAAGUUCCAUUCUGGCGCCCGUUGUUUGGUCUGCCAGAGAAAGCGACCUCCCAAGAGCACAGCGCCCAGGUCAUCGCCGAAGUUCCCCCUGAUUGCAUCCUCGAGGUCGCACGGCGGAUUGUUGCCCGGCCAUGGCACGAGUCGGAUCGAGAGCAAAUCCGGUCUGCCCUUAGAAUAAUCGCCAAUUGUUGUGCGGACAAUAACAUCAAUCGAAGUGUCAUCAUCCAUAGGGGCGGUGUAGGAUCUAUGAUGAAUCUGGCCAAGGACAAGCGAGAAUGCGACCUGGUGAUCCCAACUCUGUACAAUGUCUGUGUCGACUUUGAUGAACCGGCCGUCGACAACGAAGGAAAGCCCUGGCGCUCGUUACAGCAGAUGAGUACAGGUCAGGGGCCAGACUCUGGACCAGCCCUCAAUGCUGCGGAACAGAAACUCGGCAUGUCUUGGGAUGCAGAUCAUGAUCAUGGACUUACGUCAGUCGAGAUCCUGCUUGGGACGAAGGACUCUGCAAAGAACAGCCUAGAGACGCUAGCUGAUUUGGUAGAGAUGGCAAGCCGCGUUGCUCUAUACGGCAUCCAUCACCUCAUUCCUAGUCUUGCUCUUGCCGAGGACGAGACGGCGGAGUUGCAGGAAACGGCCAGUCUAGCGCUGGUAUAUUCGCUCCUGACACAGGGGACCGAGAUCGCUCAAGAGCCCGACUGCUGCGUCUCCAUCUGUCAAGCUGUUUUGAAUGUUCUCUCUCAGCGAGGCUGCUACGGGGCGUUGAUGGACGUCGAUGGCGGAAUUUGGAAAUUCAUUCAUCUGCCGUACAUUGUGGACGAGGACGAGGACGAGAAUAACGACGAUUACGAUGAUGACGACGACUCGCUGGCGCCGUACAGAAAAGCCGUGCUCAAGAUCGUCUAUGAGAUCUCGACGUUGGACACAUACGGAGACAAAUUUCCACCCGAGUCGACCCUGGUCCGCGACUGCAUCAACGCUCUCGAACAAGAUGGAGGUGGAGGUGGAGGUUCUUGUGAGGACACAUCUCAGGCUCGGAAUUGCAAUCGGCCUCGCACUGCUGGCCCUUGGGCGUGCAUCUGCGUCUUACUGGCCAACGCCAUUACUUCGACGGACCGCGCGGAGCGCCUCGUGAGAUCGAGUUCAAUAGCAUCCGCGGUGAGGAGUCUCGUUGCCCUCUCUACCGAACCAGACGUUCUGCUCCCGGCCAUUGACCUCAGCACUCGGCUCGCACUUUGCCGUGACGGACAAGAUGCAUUACACGAGGCUGGCAUGAUGUCCACCACGCAGAAACUAUUACUGCAGCCUGCGAGGGAGACAGAUGCAGCUGGCAUUGAGAUCCAGCGUCAGACGGUGACUCUGAUCAGGUUGCUGGUCAAGGGGAGAGCAGGAUAUCUGUGCGACCUUUCUUCCAACUCCAGCGUGCAUCAGAACGCCACCACUUCUACAGCACCAAGUAGUCCUGGCGUUCUGGCUGCCGCCAUCACGCUGGUCAAGAACCCUACUACCGACACACGCACCAAGGUCGAAAUCGGAAGACUCUGCAUUGAGGUGGUCAGGACGCUUUUCACUCCGACCCGGCCAGCCACAGCCCUGUCUGUAUCGGAGACAACGAUGAACCCACAAGUAGAAUCCGACCCGGCGCAACAACAUGACCUCGAAGCCACAUUGCUCUCCCUACUACGGCCUGGCCGCUCAGGUACGAGUACCACUACCACUACCACAGUCAGUCCAUCCGACGAGGACUUUACAAUCGCCGACGCAAUCGCCUAUAUCAUCACCCAGCCACAACCACAACCUGGAAGCUCCAACCCAUCUGAAGCUGGACCGAAUCUGGCUGCCGAAGGAGAAGCCUGGUUCGGUCUUGCCCUGCUGUCGAAUCUUGCCAUUGCACGGCCCUGGAUCCUGGCAGCUCUGGGGCGGAACAACAGCCAGGUUCUGGACCGACUGCAUGAUAUUGUGGCGGUACACUCGUCGGCAGGGAGCGAGGAUGAGGAUGAGGAUGAUGACGGGACGAACUUGAAGUCUAAGCACGACAUCCCUGUUGUUACCACUACCACCACCCCAGCUGCCCCAGUACCAGUAUCUGGACGGGACCAUGAGACCAUUCACGACCACGACCAUGACCACGACCACGACCAUGACCACGACCACGACCACGACCACGACCACGACCAUGGUCACGAUCACGAUCAGGAUCACUAUCACGACCACGACCACGACCACGAUCAAGAGUCACGAGAGAUAGUAGUCCAGUCUGCCGAUACUGCCGCAAGGUCCGAGUCCACUGAUUCCGAACAAGUCCAAGUCCAGAGCAGCAAGAAGAGCCUCGACCCGCUGUACCAGAAUAUCCGAGUUCUCGUGCUGAAGAUGAUGCAGUCCCUGCCAUGUUCGACUGUCAUUGCUAGUGCUGGCUCUGGCUCUAUCUCCACCACCACCAUCUCCAGAACACUAGAUCGCUCAGGCUCAGGCUCAGGCUCAGACUCGGAGUCCAGGUCUCUGUCUCUGUCUCGAUCCCAGGACGCCGUGCUACAACGACUGAAAGCCUCGGCGACCGAACUAGGUUUUUGA